AUGGCCCAGCAGCGCCGUGUCCAGCUGUCCGUCCAGCACCCCACCAGCACCGUGUGCGUGCUGGGCACGGAGCUCUCCCUGGAUAUCCGAUGCUCCGCUCCCAAGGACGCCGUGGCCUUCCACGUGCAGGGCACGGCGGGGGUGAAGCUCUACGUGGUCCACGACUCCCAGAGCACCAAACUGCCCUCCAGCGUGUGCCGCUGGCCCCUGGACACCCACGAGGUGCAGGUGGCCAUGGACACCGUCAGCAAGGACGUGGGGGACGAGAAGGUCAGGAUCUCCUACUUCGGGGAGGACGGAGCAGUCCCCGUGGGCAGGGCGACCGUGUACCUCACCUGCGACAAGUGGACGUGGGGUCCUGAUGGACACGGGGCCAUCCUGCUGGUCAACUGUGACCGCGACGAUCCCAAGGCCGAGACCCCGGAUAACCGGGACACGGAAAUCCGCUCCUACGACGACCUGAAGGACAUGUCUCAGAUGGUGCUGAGGACACGAGGGCCCCGCACCAUCUUUGCCACCCACCGGCUGCUCCUGCACGUGGAUUUCAGCGACGCCGACAAAGUCGGAGUUUUCUAUGGCGGCAACAGUGUGGAGCUGGAGGAGUACAAGCACGUGCUGGGGCGCUCCAAACUCUCCUACACCGUCAAACCCAGCCGGCACCAGGAGGAAAGUGUCUUCUACGUGGAGGGACUCGCCUUCCCUGACACCAACUUCUCCGGCCGGGUGGCUUUCCAUGUCACGCUGCUGGAGAGCCCUGAGAAGGAUCUGCUGGAGACCCCCAUCUUCACCGACACCGUGGUUUUCCGCGUGGCCCCGUGGAUCAUGACCCCCAACACUCUGGCGCCGCUGGAGGUCUUUGUCUGCAGCACGGGUGACAACGAGGGUUUUGUGGAGGCCGUGAGGGCCGUGGCUGAGAAGGCCCAGUGCCCGCUCACCGUGUGCCCGCUGGUCGAGAACCGCCAGGACCGCUGGAUCCAGGACGAGGUCGAGUUUGGCUACGUUCAAGCCCCCCACAAGACCUUCCCUGUUGUCUUUGACUCUCCCCGGGACAGGGAGCUGAAGGAUUUCCCCAUCAAGAGGAUCCUGGGCCCUGAUUUUGGCUACGUGGCCCGACAAGCUCCCGAGGGAACUACCAGCCUCGAUUCCUUUGGGAAUUUGGAGGUGAGCCCCCCUGUGAAGGUGCGGGGCAAGGAGUACCCCCUGGGCCGCAUCCUGGUCGGGAGCAGCUUCCCCAGGUACGGCGGCCGGCGCAUGGCGAGGGCCGUCAAGGAUUUCCUCGUCGCCCAGAAGGUGCAGGCGCCCGUGGAGCUGUACUCAGACUGGCUCGUUGUCGGCCACGUGGAUGAGUUCCUCAGCUUUGUCCCCGCUCCUGACAGGAAGGGAUUCCGGCUGCUCCUGGCCAGUCCCAGCGCCUGCUACCAGCUCCUCAAGAAGAAGCAAGAGGAGGGAUAUGGAGAGGCUGUGAUGUUCCAGGGGCUGGAGGAGGUGCCCAAGCUGACGAUAAACGAGAUUCUGGCUGACGAAGGGCUCCGGAAAUUCAAUUCUUACGCCCAGCGCUGCAUCAGCUGGAACAGGGAUGUGCUGAAG
Messenger RNA from Manacus vitellinus (golden-collared manakin), 1587 nucleotides. RefSeq names its product protein-arginine deiminase type-1-like. Gene Ontology annotation, cellular component: cytoplasm. Gene Ontology annotation, molecular function: protein-arginine deiminase activity; calcium ion binding. The record is from RefSeq and is a predicted model, not a curated record. The annotation marks the transcript as partial. NCBI's taxonomy places the organism in Eukaryota, Metazoa, Chordata, Aves, Passeriformes, Pipridae. The transcript is spliced from 14 exons.